AUGAACAAAGUUUUGAAAUCUCAUAAACACAACAUCUCCGAUAUAAAUGAACUUCAAGCUACAUUAGAUAAGAAAGCCGACAAGAACCAUACACAUAAAUCCUUCACUACUGUUAGAGUAGACGAUGUAAUAUUGAACUUUGACCUUGGUUCAAGUGCACCAUUAGAAAAUCCAAGUACAAGCGUAAAAGAUACUCUUAACAAUUUAGAUAAGAGUUGCAGGAAUAUUGAAAGUCAUGCCAGAAACUUUGAAGCAUAUGAACUACCAUCAAUGUUAGACAGUAAAGCCGACAAGAACCAUACACAUAAAUCCUUCACUACUGUUAGAGUAGACGAUGUAAUAUUGAACUUUGACCUUGGUUCAAGUGCACCUUUAGAGAAUCCAAGUACAAGCGUAAAAGAUACACUAAACAAUUUAGAUAAGAGUUGCAGGAAUAUUGAAAGUCAUGCCAGAAACUUUGAAGCAUAUGAACUACCCGCAAUGUUAGACAAGAAAGCAGAUAAAACAGAGCUUCAAACAUUAAAGACUGAAAUACUUCAAACAUUAUAUCCUAUAGGCUCUAUUUAUACGUCAAUGAACUCAACAAAUCCAGAAACAGUUUUAGGUUUUGGUACAUGGCAGCAGAUUGUAGACAAAUUCUUAUACUGUGCUAACUCUUCAAAGCAAACGGGUGGUUCAAAGAAAAUUACAGAAGCAAACCUUCCACCGCACACUCAUACAGGAACUACAAACUUUUCUGGCGACCAUAGCCACUCAUUAAGAGACCACCCAUUAUACAACUCAGAGUAUGAAGCUGGCAAUGAUGUUUUAUCUCCAUCUUAUAACAAUGCAGCAAAAAAGACUUUUCGACCAACUGAACCAGGAGGAAAUCAUGUCCAUACUUUCACAACAAAUCCAACAGGCUCGGGUGCAGAUUAUAUGCCACCAUUUAUGACUGUAUUCGCAUGGUACCGCGUUGAAUGA
Molecule: messenger RNA, 963 nt
Organism: Trichomonas vaginalis G3
Lineage: Eukaryota; Parabasalia; Trichomonadida; Trichomonadidae
Product: keratin-associated protein family
Exons: 1
Coding region: 1-963 (320 amino acids)
Source: RefSeq, a predicted model, not a curated record